Messenger RNA from Seminavis robusta, 1959 nucleotides. The record is from the annotation of a GenBank genome assembly. Lineage: Eukaryota; Bacillariophyta; Bacillariophyceae; Naviculales; Naviculaceae.
AUGACACUCCUUUUGAGAGAUGACCGAAACGAUGGAGAACGCAAAGCUGCAACGCAACAACGAAACAACAUACAUCAAGAAGCCCACACAACAAGCCAGAAUCCAGCCAUUCGGCUUGUAUCCACAAUCACAAUGGCUCGACGAGGGAAAAAAUCAACGCGAAAGAAUCGAGAUUCCACAGUUACGGCCUCCUCUACCGAAACGUCGUCAUCAACCGAGGAAGCUGAUACCAGUAAUGGGUUUUUGCAAAAAUGGCGAGAUCUGCCCCCGUAUUUUUGGGUGGGAGGCGUAGUUGUGCUGCUGGCAGUGGUGGUACUAUUGGUUGUCGGGAGUGUUGGUUCAUCCAACAAAGCUAGACUACGACAACAGCAGCAAUCAGCGACAACGACUGCAGCCUGGAGGCAACAUUUUAGUUGGAUGAAGAAGGGGGAUUCAGGACCAUUUGUGACAUUGCUUCCUGGAGAGCUUCCGGGAUACACUGGAUGGGCACGACCUGCGGCGACUCUGGCCAAGUAUUUUCAGUUGGACGAAAAUUUUUAUAUUGCUGAGCCAGUAGAGGCAGGGAAACCUUGGGAAUUGAAGGUUUGGUGCUUGGAGGCAGAAGAAUGUGCAAAUGGAGGAGCUUUGUUUUUUGUUCGGGCCUACGGACCCUCAGUCUUGGCAGGUCAAGUGCAGGAUGAAAAAGAUGGAAGUUACAUCAUUACCCUGCUACCCAAAGAUCCAGGGCCAUAUACACUGGAGGUGGUGUUGACAUUCUCCAAUCCAGACCAUAUUGGGCAAUUCCCCUUGCCGGAGGGUCAACCAGAGCCAGCCUAUGAGGGAUAUCUACUACCUGGGUUUCCUAUUCCCUUCUUGGUUGUAGAAGGAAGCGAAUACAAGAGCAAUCUAGAAGCAAGCUACAAAUCACUGCCAGUUUGUGCAAUGGACGAACUACUGGAAACGUCCGCUACCAGCGCCUUGGAAAAAGCUCGGUGGGUUGUUACAGAUAAGAUCAAUCAACCCAACCAUGUUGAUAAUCAUCUCUACAGAGACCAGAUCACAUUCCCAGGCUAUGAAGUAUCAGAGAAUUCAUUGGGAAUAAUGAUGGAUUAUCGGCAUGACACAUGUCGGAUUCUACCCCACAUAGCACCAAAGCAUCCUCAGAAUCCACUGAAUAUGUGUACAGAGGCCAACGGCCCUCUACAUUUCAUCUUUAUCGGAGAUUCAAAUAUGAAACUGCAGCGUAAUCUGUUUGAGACCAUGUUCCUGGGCCUACCAGAGGAUCAACGAGAAAAAUCACGCUACAACGAACACAUGAUUCGGGCCUCCUAUCUUGACCUGACCGGAGGAGCACUAAGGAGCAACCUGAUUGGAGGACAUGAUCACAAUGUCACUCGGUUCUUUCAGACAAUAUUGGCGCGAAAAGAUGAAUCGCUGGAAAAGCCAGAACGAUAUGUUGUGCUGUUCAAUACUGGCAUGCAUGACAUUCAUCGACUUUGCAGCCAUGAAUUUGCAGCUGAUAGGAUAGCCUAUCUGGGAGAACAAGCCACUGAUGCUGAACAUGGAUUUCACUGUGUCAUGCAUUAUCGUUAUGCAAUUGAAGGACUUGCUACAGAAGUGCUCAACUUUCCCGCUGACCUUCGAGUGUUUCAAUCAACAACUGCUGGCUGGCCAAAAUAUGGUAACUGGGGGGUUGUUUGGCCACCAGAAAGCGCUCAAAACAUGCCAGUGGCAACUGAAUUCAUUGAUUUUUUCAAUGAUGUUGCCUAUGAGGUCGUGAAAGAUUCCUUCCCCACGAUUAAUAUCAUGGAUGGGUACUGGGUCAGCUAUGCUCGUCCAGACAAUCGAGAGAUCAACUUGGGAAAGAAGAAGGCAUUGGAGAAGAAGUUAUCCCACCCUGGAAUUGAGGUGGUUUCAGCCAUGCUCAGAACAUGGAUCACAAUUGUUACUCAGUCAGACCUGUGCAAGGAAGACGACUAG